UCUCAGAUUCUGGCCUGGGCUGCUCCGGCGGGAGUGUGGUGGGUGGGAGAGCGCCUCUCUGAACCAAUCAGAGUUAGCUGCCCAUGUCUCCACCAAUAAGUGCGCGGCGGGCUCUUUCUGAGUUUCUGAUUGGUGGAGCGGCUGGGCCGGGCGCCCGCGCGCAGGGUAGAUGCAGGCGGUCCAAGAUGUGCUUUUCCCCCUGUAUCCUGGCCAGGCCUCCUGUAGAAACGAGGCUGUCCCAGGGAGGAUCCUGGGUGGGCAGGUAGUGAAUGGAGCCAGAGCGAGUGCAAACCUCAGACCCUCACCCGUGCCUGCCGUAGUCCUCUCGCUAGUGGGCACGGAGGAUGCUCUUCUGCAGCAACUGGCCGAUUCGAUGCUCAAGGAGGACUGCACCUCGGAGCUGAAGGUCCACUUAGCAAGGUCCCUCCCUCUGCCCUGCAGCGUGAAUCGGCCCCGAAUUGACUUGAUUGUGUUUGUGGUCAACCUUCACAGCAAACACAGCCUGCAGAAUGUGGAGGAGUCCCUGUGCCACCUGGACGCAGCCUUCUUCCUGGGGAAGGUAACCUUCCUCGCCACGGGAGCUGGGCGGGACAGCCACUGCAGCAUCCACCGGAACACCGUGGUGAGGCUGGCCCACACCUACCGGAGCCCCCUGCUCUUCUGUGACCUGGAGAUAGAAGACUUCCGCGCCACCAUGGCGCAGCGCCUGGUCCGCCUGCUGCAGAUCUGCGCGGGCCAUGUGCCCGGCGUCUCGGCCCUGAACCUGCUGUCCCUGCUGAGGGGCUCCGAGAACCCCUCCCUGGAGGACCUGUGAGGCCCCCGGCCGCCCUCCCCCGCAGCUGGGUGCCCGGGCCAGCAGUCACUGUUGCUGGAGACCGUGCCAGGGCUUGGCAGGCCUGGGUCAGCGGGCAGUUCCCUCAGGGCCUCAAGUCCUCGAGUUUCAACAGGAAGUGCUGGGGGGCGGCGGGGAGCAGUCCAGCUGGUGGGACUCCAGCCCCCUACCCCUCUCAUGCCCACCCCAGCAGAGCCCCAGGUCUUCGUUGAUCUGACUUGUUACCUCUCAAGACUUCGUUUGAACAAAGGGUCCGUGGCUGAAAGUUAGAACAUCACUGAACUCAUCCACCACUUUGAUUUUGUAGAUGAGGCAACUGACUCCAAACAAUUAAAGAGUCAGAGCGGGUAAGGACUUCCCUGGUGGUCCCGUGGCCAAGACUGCACUCCCAAUGCUGGGGGCCCGGAUUUGACCCCUGGUCAGGCAACUAGAUCCCACAUGUUGCAACUAAAGAUCCUUCAUGCCUCGACUAAGACCUGGUGCAGCCAAAUAAAUAAAUAAAUAUUUUUGAAAGAGUUGGGCAGUGGGAGCUUGAACUCUAUGAGUCCAGUCCGACUCCACAUCCUGGCCUUGCCAUUCUUACAGGACCUGCGGAGCCUCAGUUUCUCCAGGUGUUAGAUGGAGAUUGUUCAGCUUACCUUGCUGGCGUCGUAAGGGUUGAGUGACAUGGUGGUAAAGGUGAAGUGCCUGAGGUGUAUUGUAUUACUCCUGUGCUUGUUUGGGUGCUCCAUGUAUCUCAUAAUAAAUGUGUGAAUGCUUGCA
This is a messenger RNA of Odocoileus virginianus texanus, 1594 nucleotides long. It is a transcript of the gene CENPM, whose product is annotated as centromere protein M. NCBI's taxonomy places the organism in Eukaryota, Metazoa, Chordata, Mammalia, Artiodactyla, Cervidae. The record is from RefSeq and is a predicted model, not a curated record.